Molecule: messenger RNA, 345 nt
Organism: Dovyalis caffra
Lineage: Eukaryota; Viridiplantae; Streptophyta; Magnoliopsida; Malpighiales; Salicaceae
Source: the annotation of a GenBank genome assembly
AUGGCAGUGGGUGAGAGGGAGUGUGAGUGUGGUUUAGGUGAGGAUGAUGUGGAGCAGAAUACAUUACUCAUGGGUAAUGUGGUUGUGAGAAGGGAAGAUGAUAAUGGUGGGGUUUUAAGGAGAUAUGCCCACCAAGUGUUUGAGUUAGGGGUGUUGUGUGAGAGGAGCUGUGAGAGCUUGGGGCUGGAUGAGAAGGUUGGCCAUGGUUCUGUUAUUCCCAUGAUAGCUGUUUUGGGGGAAAAGAACGAUGGAUCUCUGAGGUCUGUGGUUGUCAAAGGGAGACUCGGUAAUGGAGGGGGAGUUUUGGUAGAGAUGAUGAUAGUGGGUGGUUUUGUGUGGGUGUAG